AUGAAUGCUGCUGUGAGGGCCACCGUCAGGGUCGGCAUCUACACAGGAGCCAAAGUCUUUUUCAUCCACGAGGGUUACCAGGGGCUGGUGGAUGGAGGAGACCAUAUCCGUCCUGCCACUUGGGAGAGUGUGUCCAUGAUGCUGCAGCUGGGGGGCACCGUCAUCGGCAGUGCUCGCUGUCAGGAAUUUCGCACCAGAGAAGGUCGUACAAAGGCUGCUUAUAACCUGGUGAAGCUGGGAAUCACAAACCUGUGUGUGAUCGGAGGCGAUGGCAGCCUGACUGGAGCUAACCAGUUCCGCAGCGAAUGGAGUGAGCUUCUAGCUGACCUUAUCAAAGCCGGUAAGCUUCAGGGUUUUUAG
Messenger RNA from Paramormyrops kingsleyae, 360 nucleotides. Lineage: Eukaryota; Metazoa; Chordata; Actinopteri; Osteoglossiformes; Mormyridae. The record is from RefSeq and is a predicted model, not a curated record.